Messenger RNA from Aspergillus mulundensis, 1551 nucleotides. It is a transcript of the gene ish1, whose product is annotated as double-strand break repair enhancer MSC1. The transcript has 5 exons. Lineage: Eukaryota; Fungi; Ascomycota; Eurotiomycetes; Eurotiales; Aspergillaceae. The coding region runs from base 1 to 1551 and encodes 516 amino acids. The record is from RefSeq and is a predicted model, not a curated record.
AUGAAGCUACACCUGGCCACCUGGUUGGUGUGCACACUUGCAACCGCUGACGCGGUCGGGGCGUCCACCUGGUUUGGUAAAGCUGUUUACAACAAAUGGCACGAGACCGAGCUUGAGCGCUGGCUUGCUGAUCAUGACAUCCCCUACUCCUCGCCUGCUGAUCGCAAGGAACUCGAAAACGCUGUGAAGACGAACUGGGAUCUAAAGGUUCAGAAACCGCUGGGACAACUCUCAGAUCACACUGGGGAUCGCUGGGAGAACACCAAGGAAUGGAUCUUCGACACGUGGACCGACUCCCAGCUAAAGUCUUUUCUUGACCGACAUGGCAUCCCUUCACCUCAGCCUCGUCGCCGCGACACUCUACUCAAGACGGCUCGUGAGAAUUACGAAGCCGUCGCCAAGAAACUUGGCGAAGCCGCUCACUACCCUGGAAACUGGCUGUUCGAGCAAUGGAGCGACUCUGAUCUAAAGCUCUGGCUUGAUGAGCGCGGAUGGCCCGCUCCUCAACCCAGCACUCGGGACCGCCUGAUUGCUGCCGUCCGUCGUAAUACUCGCCUCGCUAGUCUGCAAGCAAAGAGCAUCGGUGCCUCCAUUGUCCAGUCGGCCAAUGCCGCACAGGAGACCUUGAGUGAAGCUCUAUUCAAUGCUUGGUCCGAUUCCGAUCUCAAGAGAUUCCUCGACGAGCAUGGUAUCCACGUUCCUCAGGGCUCCAAGCGCAAUGAGCUCAUUGCGUUGGCACGCAAGCACCGCGCUGCUCUUGUCGAACAAGCCUCCUCAGCAUCCUCCUCGGCUUCCUCCACGGCUUCUGACUACAUCGGCGCUGCUACAUCCAGAGCCGGUAACGAGUACGCACGUGCUACUGACAAUGCAAGCUUGAAGUCUCAAGAAGCUUUUGAUACUGCCAUUGACGCCUGGUCCGACUCUCGCCUGAAGGCCUUCCUUGACUCUCGAGGCGUUCCUGUUCCUCAGAAGAGCAAGCGCGACGAGCUCAUUGCCAAGGUCCGACUGAACAAGCACAAGGCUGCCACUGGCUGGACCGCCUGGACCUUUGAUACCUGGGACACUGAGCACCUGAAGAAGUACCUCUCUUCAGUGAACUCCAAGGUCGCCCACCGCGCUGGCGUCACUCGCGAUGAACUCGUCAAGGAAGCUCAGAGCCAGUACGAAAAGGCAACAAAGGCCGGUGGUGACCAGCUUGCUUCCGCGACCUCUUACAUCAACGAAGCCACCGCUAGCGCAAAGGACGCCACCUUCGACUCCUGGUCCGAGUCGGACCUCAAGAGCUACCUCGACUCCUACGGCGUCCCAGUCUACCAAGGUACCGAGCUGAACGAGCUCCGCGCUACAGCUCGCCGAAACGCUCACUGGUUCCGAUACGGCACUUCCACCCCUCAGGGCGCCCUGUACCAGAAGUUCAGCAACGCUGCACAAUGGCUGCUGGAUCAGUUGAAGAUUGGUGCUGCGAGCGGUAGAGCUCAGGGCCAGGAGGCUGCUGAAAAGUUGCAGGACAAGGCUGAAAAGAAAGCCGAAGAGGUUCGCUCUGAACUCUGA